UGAAUAUAUGCCGGAUCUAGGCCUCUCCUACGUUAGCAAUUCUCGAGUCAAAGGCUUCUCUCUCCCUUUGUUCUCUACUAAUUUUAUUUAUGAUAUUUGAAACCAAACUGUUCAUUUUUUAUAAAACCUUAUAAUUACACAAACUGGUCCGUGCGCACACACUCUCUUUGUCUUGUAAAAAACUACAAUCUCGCUGAAACACAACACAACAACCAUGGUCGCCGCUCUAAACAGCGACCUGUUUGCCAGAACAGUGACAGACAAGAUCAACAACGCACUCUACCGACAGGUCCACAGCUUUCGGCACAAGCAGCUUGCACUCUUAACACGCUUGGUGCUCAUAUACGCGAGAUAUCAAAAGCCCAUCCAGAGGUCCAUUGUGGCGCUUAUAUGCCUUGCGCUGGCUGAACGUCUGCACAAAAUGGUCCGGCUAGUGACAUCCACCACCGAACGCAAAUCAACAAACAGCAGCAAUAAGGGCGGCGCAUCCGCUGCAGGAACUCCACGGCGCGGUGGUGCACAGCUGGACAAGCAGUUUUUUGAUAAUCUCCGCCGACUCGUUUCCAUAGUUGUUCCGGGCGUGGCCAGCCGGGAGUGCGCCAUGCUGGCAGCGCACACUGUGCUGCUAGUGUUCCGUACAUUUCUUUCGGUGGCCGUGGCGGCGCUGGACGGCCAGAUUGUUAGUGCCUUGGUGCGCCUUCAGGGGCGCGAGUUCUUGUGGGGGAUUGCGCGGUGGAUGGGGAUGGCUGUGCCGGCCACCCUGACCAACAGCCUGCUGACCUACCUGCAGAGCAUACUGGCAAUUAAGUUCCGCCAGAACCUGACCGAGCAUGUUCACAAAAAGUAUCUCGGCGGCAACACAUACUAUGCUGUGGGCAACCUCGAUGACCGCGUGCGGAACGCUGACCAGCUGAUUGCCGUGGAUAUUCGCAAGUUCUCGGAGUCCCUGGCCGCACUGUACUCCAACCUGGCCAAGCCCACUCUUGACGCUCUCGUAUACAAUGUCCAGCUGGCGCGCAGUUUGGGUGUCGAAUCCUUGUUUGGUAUUAUGGUGAUUAUCCAGGCUUCCAUGGCUAUGAUGCGUGCGCUGGCGCCGCCCUUUGGCCAGUUGGUCGCGCAGGAGCAGCGCCUCGAGGGCGAUUUUCAUUUCGCACACGCGCGGCUCAUUGAGCACGCCGAAGAGAUUGCGUUGUUCCGUGGACAUGAGGCUGAGAAACUGACGAUUGUCCAUAGGUAUACGCGGCUCGUGCGCCAUGUCAACCGCAUUGUUCGCUUGAACGUGUUUUACAGUAUGCUGGAGGACUUUGUUGUCAAGUAUUUCUGGGGCGCCGCUGGUUUAGUCGCCUGCGCUGCGCCGGUGUUUGCCAAGCGCCUUCCAGGCGCCGCCGCCGCAGCCACCGCCGCUACAGCUAGUUCUGGGGACCUUGGAUCGCGCACGCGUGACUUUAUCACCAAUCGCCGUCUGCUGCUUAGCGGAUCGGACGCGCUGGGUCGCAUGAUGUACUCGUACAAGGAGAUUGUCGAGCUGGCCGGAUACACCGAGCGCGUCACCGACUUGCUGACUGUUCUCGAUGACGUUGUCGAGGGCCAGUACACCAAGACCAAGGUGGGCACUGCCGCCGCUCUUUCUGAAAAGAGCCCGGCAGCUCGUGGGCCCGACAUUGUCUCGCAGCGCGGCCGUGUGGUCGAGAGCCCUGACGACGUUGAGUUCAUUGGCGUACCGAUCGUGUCGCCCAACGGCGAUAUGCUGGUAAACAGUUUGAGCUUCCACGUGACGCCUGGGCGCCACCUGCUGAUCGUUGGACCCAACGGGUGUGGCAAAUCGUCCAUGUUCCGCAUCCUCGGCGGACUGUGGCCAGUCUACAGCGGCACUGUGCGAAAGCCCAGCAUGCGGCAGAUAUUUUAUAUUCCGCAGCGGCCCUACCUGCCCAUUGGCACACUGCGCGACCAGCUUAUCUACCCGGACACAGUGGCGGAUAUGGCGGCGCGGGGCACGACAGAUGCGCAGCUGCUGGAUAUCCUGGAGGUCGUGCAGCUGCGCUACGUGGUUGAGCGCGAAGGCGGCUGGGAUGCGGUCAAGCUGUGGAAGGACGCACUUUCGGGUGGCGACAAGCAGCGGAUCGCUAUGGCACGGCUGUUCUACCAUCGCCCACAGUACGCCAUCAUGGAUGAGUGCACGAGCGCAGUCAGCAUGGAUAUUGAGCGCGCCAUGUAUACGCAUGCGACGGAGCUGGGCAUUACGCUGAUGACUGUAUCGCAUCGCCAGUCGCUGUGGCAAUACCACAAUUAUAUUCUGCAGUAUGAUGGCCAGGGUGGUUAUAUGUUUUCCAAGCUGGAUCCGGAGCGCCGCAUUGCCUUGGUCGAGGAGAAACAGAAUAUUGAACAGCAGCUGGCGGAUAUAAAGGAUCUGGAGGCGCGGUUGCAGGAUUUGGAGAUGCAGGCUGCGGCAUAUUAAUAAUUUUCUUUGAAAUUUUUUUUACUCACAUGCCCAGUAUUUAAUUUUUUAUCAUUUCACGAUUUCUCUUUCCUUUCUUUCCUUUUCUUUUUUCUCUGUUUACUUUAAGUGU
Kickxella alabastrina is the source of this 2567-nucleotide messenger RNA. RefSeq names its product ABC transporter transmembrane region 2-domain-containing protein. Lineage: Eukaryota; Fungi; Kickxellomycota; Kickxellomycetes; Kickxellales; Kickxellaceae. Gene Ontology annotation, biological process: peroxisome organization; fatty acid beta-oxidation; very long-chain fatty acid catabolic process. Gene Ontology annotation, molecular function: ATP binding; ABC-type transporter activity; ATP hydrolysis activity. The record is from RefSeq and is a predicted model, not a curated record. Bases 215 to 2455 code for a protein of 746 amino acids. Gene Ontology annotation, cellular component: peroxisomal membrane. The transcript has a single exon.